Molecule: messenger RNA, 2791 nt
Organism: Fomitiporia mediterranea MF3/22
Lineage: Eukaryota; Fungi; Basidiomycota; Agaricomycetes; Hymenochaetales; Hymenochaetaceae
Product: Rgp1-domain-containing protein
Exons: 5
Coding region: 1-2679 (892 amino acids)
Biological process (GO): retrograde transport, endosome to Golgi
Cellular component (GO): Ric1-Rgp1 guanyl-nucleotide exchange factor complex; Golgi membrane
Source: RefSeq, a predicted model, not a curated record
AUGGACGUCAACUCUGGUAUCCGGGUCGCCGUCGUCCCGGCCCAAUCUGCUUUCUUUGCUGGCGAGUCCUUCUCGGUGUCCGUUACCUUUACAAAUGUACGGAGCCCCAACUCUCCAGUGAAGCGGGCGACUUCCCAUUCCCACAAGCGUGCCGUACAUUCUAUCAGCUCUGCCCCCCUGGCACGUCCUCCUACCUCCCCUGUCACGCCUAGGACAGCCGUUCCUCCAAUUCUAACUUCUACACGAGAGGCAAAUAAAACAAGGACGAAACACGAGCGCAAAGGCCUUAUAGGUUCUGGUUCUUCCGAAGACAGUAGCAGUACGGGGACCAUUUCUCGCUCCUCGGAACAAUGGCGAGCGUUAUCAUCUUCUGGCACGUCGCCCUUACGAAACGCAUCACUCCCCGCGAAUCACCCUCAUGCGCGGAAACAGUCUGUCCAGGAUGCAACAUUAGAAACCCAACUUCAGCUGAAGGAGUUGUCUUCACCUGCCCCACCUGGUUCCGCAUCGACUUCGGCAUUUUCGCUUUCAUUAGAUACAAUCUCCGAGAACAACGCGGAUACGCAUCAAUACCCGCCACGACGUCGUCCACCCAAUCUGGGGCUCGGCCUCGGUGCUCCUCCUCGGAUUACGGCGGAGCACCAACCACCACACACCGCUUUCUCAUCUACAUUUGUACAGUCUGGAGCUGAGUUAUUGCUCUAUGCCUAUGCUCAACUUUCUGGCACGGUAAUGCUUUGCACCGACUCCAGUCAAGGAGAGAGUCUCACGCGAACGCAAGCACUGAACGCCGUGAGAUAUGCGCUACAGAGGAAGCAAGCGUUCGGUGGUGGACGCAUGGAUAUAUCAUCCUCUCUCGACGGCAGACCGGGGGAACCGUCAUCGCGACAUAAUCGGUCAAAUGGGCACGCCCGGGCUGCGUCCCUUUCCACAGGGCUCAUGUCUCUGCUCUCCCCACCAACGUCGUCUCACCAGCCGUGGAUUCCCAGCCACAAAGCGCGGUCUCCAUCGCUGAUUGCUUCCCUUAUUUCUCCGAGCGUGUCAUCACCCGCAUCAAUUAGUUCAAGGUCUGGAACGGACAGCUUCGAGGAAGUUACUCCCGAAACGCCGCUUCCAACAUUUGAGGUGCAGCCAGUGAUGCUGGCUGUCGAUCUAGUGCUUGCACCGGGGCAGAGUCGAACGUAUACAUAUUCUCUUCCGCUUCCUGAAACUCUCCCACCUACCUACCGUGGACGCGGUGUGAAGUUUUCAUACCAUCUCACUGUCGGCGUCUGCCGUGCAAAUCCGGGUCCCUACUCGUCUUCAUCGAAUAGCAGGAGCAGUACAAGCCAGGUUAUGCGCGUCCCUGUACGAAUUUACAGCCAUGUAGACGUAUCUGGUAUACAGAGACCGUAUGAUCUCCUUUGGCCGAUCUCGCACCCUCCAGGAAAGGAAUGGGCCGGACAUGUUUCUGAGAGUGGGGAUGCGGACAUACCAGUGCGACGUUCUACGAUGAGCAGCCCGCACGAGGCUCCGAAUUUGCCUGGUGCUGGUGUUGAUCAUGUCGCGACACUGCGUAACUAUGCUUUGAAUCUACUGGAUUCGGUAUCGGGCCAUGAUAUUGACAUAGUAGGUGAACCUGCAGAGACUAAGGCCCUAUCUCCAAUGAUUAAUGGUCAACAUGGCGUCCGCGGCCAUGGAGACGGAGAGCUGACCGGAUGCCGCGAAGCGGUGGAAAUUUUGACACGGAACAUGCGCAAAGUUUCGUACGAUGUGAAUAAAGACGGGCUAAAGGUGGCUGUUCUGACUUUUACGAAGUCCGCCUAUCGGCUUGGUGAGACAAUUGUUGGAAUCGUGGAACUGAACGAAAUUUCUUCCCGUGCGCGUGUACUCAAGUUGUCGGCCAUGCUUGAAGCUCAUGAGACGCUCCCAUCUUCGUUGGACCCAUCUGCCCAUGGAGCGAAGAAAUUACGCAAACUACAUGCUGAAUUCCAUACUUCGCUUACGCUAUCCACCUUGCGCACGUCGUUUUCGCUAGACAUACCGUCCGACGCAGCACCGGCCUUCCAAUAUACCUGUGCUCCACCGUUCUCCACGAAAGAGGAGCGUACAGGCGACGGCCGCCCAGGCGGGCUGGCCUGGACUGUUCGUCUGUGCUUACUUGUGUGUGUUACUAGUCCUCAUGCGAAGAAGGGAGUGGUCGGUGUACGUAUGAAGGGUCUUCUGUGUGACGGACCACAUGGUGAAUGGGGAACGGCCUGGCGACCAACCCGAGGGAUUGCACCACUGCAAAACAUCGACGCUCGAGCUGCUCGUCGAGCGCAACAGCGGGAGGCAUUAUCCACGACAAUGAAGGCCCAACAAAAGCAGCAACAGCAACAGCAGCAACGCGGUUGGGCGUCGUAUUUCCUGUCUGGUUUGCUUACUCCUGGUGAACGAGAGUACCAUGACGGUGACGAGGAACCGGAUGACUCUGAUUUGGAUGAUGCGCCUGUGUUGAGUGGCGUACACAGUGCCAGCAGAAGUGCAUUUGAUGAGACAAGGGUUAUACGAGAGGGCAUGGACGUCGAUAUUGAUCUCGGUGGAGGAGACGAAGGGUGGAGUGAACUACGUGCUGAGACUGUCGAGUGUGAGGUCCCGAUUCGCGUCUGGCCAGGAAACACUGCCUUCAAACCGAUGGAAGUCGUGUUUGACGUGUAAUUGAGAGGGUGAAUAUGCCUUCGAAAGCUUUGUUUACCCUUUGUCAAUUGCUUAGAUGAUACAAGUUCAGAGCCUUGUAUCAAAGGUAUGUAAUGUGUAAUAAUUAUUUGAG